This is a messenger RNA of Trichomycterus rosablanca, 2999 nucleotides long. RefSeq lists its product as uncharacterized. Gene Ontology annotation, molecular function: RNA-DNA hybrid ribonuclease activity; nucleic acid binding. Lineage: Eukaryota; Metazoa; Chordata; Actinopteri; Siluriformes; Trichomycteridae. The transcript has 7 exons. The annotation marks the transcript as partial. The record is from RefSeq and is a predicted model, not a curated record.
AUGUCUCAGGUUUUACUGAGACAGGAUAAAGGAGAAAGCUCCAACAUCAUACUUAAGUUUGCUGACGACACCACUGUCCUGGGCCUCAUCACGAAGGGUGACGAGUCGGCCUACAGAGAAGAGGUCAGAGAGCUGGCUGAAUGGUGCAGCCACAGCAACCUUCAUCUCAACAUCAGCAAAACAAAAGAGAUGAUUGUAGACUACAGGAAGCGGCAAGAGGAUGAACACGCACCCUUGUACAUCAGAGGAGCUGCUGUGGAACGAGUCAGGCUCAGGAAGUUUGGUCUCCCACCCAAGAUUCUGAAAAACUUUUACAAAUGCACCAUUGAAAGUUUAUUAACAGGCUGCAUAUCUGUCUGGUAUGGAAACUGCUCUCUCCAUGACCGCAAGGCCCUUCAGAGAGUUGUGAGAGCAGCCGAGAUCAUCAUUGGUCACAAGCUUCCAGCCUUACAGGACAUCUACCGAACCAGUUGUCUAAAGAAGGCUUUAAAAAUUACCUCAGACCACACCCACCCUGCACACGGACUGUUCACAAAACUGCCAUCAGGCAGACGGGAAGCCCAACAGCAACAGAAGGAUGAGCUGGACGUCCUCGCAAGACGUCUGCUUAAACUUGAAGUCGCUGAAAAAGAUAAACUUGCCACCCAGGAUAAACGAGAUAAAAAACAGUUGGUGGCCCUGGAAUCCCAAAAUUCACUUCAUCAGUAUGCCCCUCAAACACAGCUACAGGCAAUCGUUCCAGUACAGCCCCUACCUCCGCCUGCAGCAGCUUAUCCAACAGCAUAUCUGACAGUAUGGAAACCUCAGUAUCCUUUGAAACCAGAACAAUCUCUAGGUAUAAAAGACACCAUAGCUGGACUACUGACAGCUGGUGUUCUCAGAAAAUCCAAUUCUGACUGGAACACCCCGAUCCUACCUGUCUCCAAAGGAGAGGGAAAGGGAUGGCGUAUGGUGCACGACUUAAGGGAAAUUAAUAAAGCUACUGUUACUGAAAAUAUCCCUGUCCCAGACCCAUACUUAGCUUUGCAAAAUCUGACCCCUGACCAUUGUUAUUUCACUGUUAUCGAUUUGGCAAAUGCAUUUUUCUGCCUCCCACUGGCCAGCUACUGUCAACAAAUUUUUUCUUUCACAUAUGAGGGACAGAAGUAUACAUAUAACAGAUUGCCACAAGGUUACAAGGACAGCCCAGGUCUGUUCAAUAGAGCCCUUAAAGCUGAUUUGUCCAGCCUAACCUUACCUGACAAUACGGUGUUAGUCCAGUAUGUUGAUGACCUACUGAUAGCAGCCCCUGAUGCAGACACCUGUCUAGCAGCCACUGUCUCCUUGCUCACGUUGCUGGCUAACCUUGGAUACAAGGUGAAACAGGACAAAUUGCAAGUUGCUAGACCAGUGGUGACUUUUUUGGGACGCCAAAUUUCGGCCAUUGGUCACACUUUGACUGCUACACAACGUCAAUCCAUCCUGCAACAUGGUAAACCCAGUACAGUUCAGGAUCUACUAGCGUUCCUGGGGUUAACGGGCUACAGCCGUAAUUUCAUUUUUGAUUAUGUGGGUUUGACGCAACCUCUUAGGGAUUGUUUGGCUAUGGUGGGACACAGGAACCUUAAAGCAAAACUAAUCUGGACCAUUGACGCCGAAAAAGCUUUCAUUGACUUAAAGCAAGCCUUGGCGCAUGCUGAACAUUUACAGGCCCCAGAUUAUGAAAAACCCUUUUUCCUAGAUGUUUCUGAAAGGAACGGUAUUGUAAAUGCCGUUCUCUUUCAGAAAGGGGGGAGGGAAAGUAAUAGACAGAUUCUCAUGUACUAUAGCUCAAAACUAGAUGUAAUGGAACAGGGCCAAACACAUUGCACUAGACAAAUUGCAGCUCUAGCCAAGGCUGUUAACAAAACUGCUCAUUUAGUCAUGUGUCACCCUCUAGUGAUCAACACGAACCAUGGUGUUGUUGCCUUUCUUACUUCUACAGCAUUCACUCUUUCACCCACUAGGAAGAUGAGGAUCAGCGAUACGCUGACACAACCACACAUCACAUUCACACACAAAGAUACGGUGAAUAUGGCAAAACAAUUACCGCACACUGAUUUGGAACCACAUGACUGUGAGUUUGUGGCCCAGAGGGACCUGAGACUCAGGGAAGACCUCGGUAGUGACCCUUUAGAAAAUCCUGAAGUGGUAUUUUUUUGUGAUGGUUGUUGUUAUAGAGGAGAAGAGGGAAAUGUGGCCUCAUUUGCUGUAAUUGAACAACAGGGGAAAGGCUUUGUCACUAGAGUAGCAGAAAUCAUACCCCAGCCAGCGUCAGCCCAACUUGCCGAAAUAGUAGCACUUACAAAAGCUUUAGAAUUAGGAAAGGACAAGGUCCUAAAUGUUUACACAGACUCUGCUUAUGCCCACUGCGCAGUCCAUGUGGAUGGACCGCAGUGGAUGAGGAGAGGAUUUGUGACCUCUCAAAACACUCCUGUGAAACAUGCAGAAGCCCUAAAAGCCUUAUUAAGUGCUACUUUGUUGCCCAAACUAGUAGCUGUAAUUAAGUGCAAAGGGCACUCCAAGACAAGUGACUUGGAGGGACUGGGAAACAAUGCAGCAGAUGCUGCAGCUAAAAAGGCAGGAGGUUACACUGUACAAAUGACUGUAAAGGCUGACGUCCAGCGGAGUGAGCCCCCUCCGAAACCACCAGCAGAUGACAGCGAGUGGCUGGAGUUUAAAACUGUCAAGCCUGGCGACUGGGUACGGGUGAAAGUCCACAAGAGAAAGUGGUCUGAGCCCAGGUGGUCGGGUCCGUGGGAAGUCACUGAGGUAACAACCCACACCGUCAAAGUGAAAGGCUGUGGGAACUGCACCACUGUGCACUACCUGUUCCCAGAAGUGAAGCAGAAGGUGGUACCCCCAGCAUACAUGCCCUACAGAGGGAACUAUACCUGUUUCGCUAGGAACACGGGGACCGUUGAGGUGGGUCAGCUGAAGUGGUGUGGAGACACCGUGGACGCAGAAAACACCUCAGACGG